AUGGUCAAGGCAGGGUCACCCUUCCCAUCCCGGAGCAGCUCAGACACCAUAGAGCUCACCGAGUUCGAGGACGUGGUCGUGACACCAGAUCCGGACCACUUUCACCGCCAUCCCCACAGGCAGUCGUCCCUUAUACCCGAGCCAGACCCGAACGAAUCUGAUGGUGAAGACGACGGCCUGGACGCUGGUGACCUCGCGCUGCUCGGGGCGGGUAGGAGGACCGAUUCGCGUGCACCUGCGCGUCGUGGUACAGUGUGGGCGCAAGUCAAGAGCCUCGUCACAGAGACCUCACCUACACUCCUUGUGACUACACUAGGGUUGUUGUUUACUGGCGAAUUGUUGGCCACUGCCUCGCAUUGGAAAGAGCUAGCCCGUGUGGAUGAACUCAUUAUGAUCAUUCCCGUGGUACUCAAUCUCAAGGGCAACUUGGAAAUGAACCUCUCCGCGCGGUUAAGUACCGCCGCUAACAUCGGAGAGCUAGACAAACGAGACACACGUCGACAAAUCAUCAUCGGCAACCUGACGUUGCUACAAGUGCAAGCCGCCGUUGUGUCUUUUGUCGCAGCAUGCGUCGUAUUCAUCCUUGGACGGAUAACGGCCUCGCCAGUGCCCACUGGAACAGCACCCGCUACUCCUGGCAAUGCUGUCGCAAAUGCUACUGCUUCAGCAGUGCAUACAUCGUUACUGGCAUCGCUGCAGCCCAGGAAACCACGAGUAGCAUUGCCGCAAGGUGGUAGAAAGAUUUCGGGGCCGCAAGAAUUCAUCAUGGUGGCUUCUGCCGCAAUGUGCUCAUGUGCGCUCUCAGGCGUAUUCUUGGGGUCAUUCAUGUGCGGCCUCGUCGUGCUAUGUCGCCGUUGGGGGUAUGACCCUGACAACGUGUCACCUCCCGUGGCAGGCUGCCUGGGCGAUAUGCUUACAUUGACCAUCCUCACUGGUGUAUCCCUGCUCCAUGUUCACAUCGAGAACACGCCGCUUCCCCUAAUAUUCGUCAUCUGUCUGAGCCUCAUUGCGGUAGCACUGGCCUUCUCUGUUCGCCGAAAUCCCGAGGUCAGUCAUUUACUGAAGCAGGGGUGGUGGCCUCUGUUCGCUGCGAUGAUCAUCAGCAACGGCACCGGGCUGCUGCUUGAUACUUUUGUCUCGCGAUAUCGAGGUUAUGCGUUGAUUGCGGUCGUUAUCACUGGUCUUCCAGGGAGUAUCGGGGCAAUAUUUGUCUCUCGACUGUCGACCGCGCUUCACGCAGCUGCUAUCACGAUCCUGCCCUCCUCCGCGGACCACAAGGCGCACCCGAGUCCACGCUUGGUGAUGACCACACUGCUCGUUGUCGGAUUUCCCAUCCAGCUAGUAUUCCUCGCCUUCAUCUAUGCGUUCGGCUGGAUUCACCUCCCGUUCAUCUUCGUCGUCCUAGAGGUUCUUUUCUACUGUACCGUGGUGGGGAUAUCCCUCGUUCUCGCGCGGGGAAUCACCGAGUACUUCUGGAAGUGGGAACUCGACCCGGACAUGUACGCGCUGCCCAUCCACUCCGCGCUGAUGGACGUCGUCGGCCAGUCCUUGCUGGUGGUGUGCUUCGAGGUCGCUUCGCUGCUAGGUGCGAAGGUGCGCUCCAUAAACCAUAGACUCCCAGUCCCGGCAGGGGUGGCACAGGGCCGUCUACAUCCUGUCAUGCAUUACACUUUAACUUAUGCAACUACCUGUAACUUAAUGUAA
Molecule: messenger RNA, 1704 nt
Organism: Fomitopsis serialis
Lineage: Eukaryota; Fungi; Basidiomycota; Agaricomycetes; Polyporales; Fomitopsidaceae
Exons: 7
Coding region: 1-1704 (567 amino acids)
Biological process (GO): monoatomic cation transport
Cellular component (GO): plasma membrane
Molecular function (GO): monoatomic cation transmembrane transporter activity
Source: RefSeq, a predicted model, not a curated record